AUGAUCUCCUAUAUUGGGAUAUUCGCAGUGUCCUAUGUCACGGUCCAGGUUGUGACCUUCACUGAGUGCGAUCCUUUCUCUCACUACUGGCUCGUAUUCCCUCAGGACCCAGGAGUUUGUUGCCAAGCGCAGCUCCAAUUGAUCGUCCUCGGCGUGCUGAAUAUCAUUACCGAUCUGAUGCUGAUCGCCUUGCCGAUUCCGAUACUAGUUAUGGUCAAGCGAUCUACCAUUGAAAAACUCCAACUUGCCGUUCUCUUCGGGGUCGGCCUAUUCAUCGUUGCAAUCACGAUCGCCAGAUUACCACAAAACGCCAAAAACCCGACCGCACAAGUUAGCAGAACAACAUGGGCGUCAAUCGAGCUACUUGCUGCCGCUGUUGUCGCUAAUGCUCCCGUCCUCUAUGGACUUCUGAAAGGCCGGAGACAAAAAUCGAAAUACGCGGCUUCAGGAGCUGGUUCAACCGGGCCGUCGUGGCAAGGACUACAAAAAAGAUCGAUAGCAAAUGAGCCUGGGUUUGAACUUCAAGGGACCGCUCAUAGUAAGAGAGGGUCUUCUCUUGGCUCAAAGCUAUCAUCUAGGAAUUAUGUAGAUAUAGAUGGCCAGAGCAGUCAGUCCUUGACAAGAAGCCGGGAAACAUAA
Messenger RNA from Penicillium manginii, 639 nucleotides. RefSeq lists its product as uncharacterized. The record is from RefSeq and is a predicted model, not a curated record. NCBI's taxonomy places the organism in Eukaryota, Fungi, Ascomycota, Eurotiomycetes, Eurotiales, Aspergillaceae. Bases 1 to 639 code for a protein of 212 amino acids. The transcript is spliced from 3 exons.